AUUCUAAAUUUAGCACAUGGAAUUCCCAAAAUGGCGUUGAAAUAUUACUUUGAUCUCAUGUCACAGCCUUCAAGAGCUGUUUAUAUUUUUCUGAAAGCUAAUAACAUAAAAUUUGAAGCUAAACCAGUAGCUCUUCGAAAAGGUGAAAAUUUUAAGGAAGAAUUCACAAAGCUUAAUCCAUGGCAAAGAGUUCCAGUUCUUGAUGAUAAUGGCUUUGUACUUACAGAAAGUGUUGCAAUCCUGCGUUACUUGACAUCAAAGUAUAACUUACCUGAACAUUGGUAUCCAAAAAAUGACCUUCAAAGGCAAGCAAGGAUUGAAGAGUAUCUUCAUUGGCAACAUCUUAACACACGCAUGCAAGCUGCAAUGGUCUUCCGGCAAAAGUUGAUAAUGCCUGUAGCAAGGCAGGGAAAGAUUGAUGAGGCUAAAGUGAACAGAUUUAAAGAUCAACUGCCAAAAAUUAUUGACCAACUUGACAAGUAUUUUCUGAAGGACGGGAAAUAUAUUGGCGGGAAUGAAGAUAUUUCUGUAGCAGAUCUACUCGGUGUCUGUGAACUUACACAGUUGUAUCCUGUGUUCGAAGAAGAGAUUUACAUGAACAAUAAAAACGUGAAACAAUGGAUGGAGAGAGUACGAGAACGACUAAACCCACAUUUUGAUGAUGGUCACAGUAUAACCUAUCGUACAAGAGAAGCGUAUAAAACUCUAGGUCCAAAGUUAGGUGCGAAGCUGUAAAUACAAAACCAUAUCUAAUGAAUAUAUUUUAUAAUGGUGCUGUGAUUAUAACCUGAUAUUUACAGUGUGUAAAUGUUGAUAAAGUGGGAACAAUUAAAUUAUAUUAGAAUAUCUUUAACCUCUCAAUCUCUAACACUUUUUAUUUUUUUAAUUACAAAGUUUCGAAGAUUUCUAAUAUUAUGAAAAGUUGCGAUGAGAUUGACAAUUCUGUAGAUGAUAUUAUUGAUAUAUAAACAUGUACACUCAGAUUGAUUGCUUUUUGUUCAAAUUAACAUUUCAGGGAAAUGUAGAAAACUAUAAUGUUUAAUCAGGAAAAGAUUAUGAUUAAAUUAAGAUUGAUUUUUUUUUUAAUUUUAAUUAUUUAUAUUGCUUUUUAAUGAAAAUAAAUCAUAUACAAGUUA
Messenger RNA from Ruditapes philippinarum (Manila clam), 1136 nucleotides. RefSeq names its product glutathione S-transferase theta-3-like. Bases 31 to 735 code for a protein of 234 amino acids. Gene Ontology annotation, cellular component: cytoplasm. Gene Ontology annotation, molecular function: glutathione transferase activity. The record is from RefSeq and is a predicted model, not a curated record. Lineage: Eukaryota; Metazoa; Mollusca; Bivalvia; Venerida; Veneridae. The transcript is spliced from 4 exons. Gene Ontology annotation, biological process: glutathione metabolic process.